Molecule: messenger RNA, 3550 nt
Organism: Hypanus sabinus (Atlantic stingray)
Lineage: Eukaryota; Metazoa; Chordata; Chondrichthyes; Myliobatiformes; Dasyatidae
Product: alpha-1,4-N-acetylglucosaminyltransferase-like
Exons: 4
Coding region: 896-1909 (337 amino acids)
Biological process (GO): protein O-linked glycosylation
Molecular function (GO): acetylglucosaminyltransferase activity
Source: RefSeq, a predicted model, not a curated record
UCAGCAGUAACGAUAUAUUAAUCAGGUCGUUGGAAGCUUUCCUAGUACUGGAAAUAUGUGUCAAUGCCCAAAAUGCGUCAGGCAGCCUCUAGUUCUGCGUAGCAUUGGCUGCACAAUUCGGUAAAUCGGUACAAUCAGAAGGUUUCAAAGAGUUUAAGGCUGACCUACUAAUUUUUAUCGUUUUCUCUGAGCAUUUACUUAGUUCUCACCUCGUAGUUUCUCUCACAGGUUUAAUGCUUGUCAGUGUUAUUUCCAGUUAACUCGCUAGAGUGAGCGAAAGAAAGAUGAGAAAGAGUGAUAGAAUAAUAAAGGAAAAGUGGGGGGAAGUACAGAAAAAUUUAAGAGCUGAGAGCCAAACAAAAUGAGGGUCUGGAUGAUGUCAAUACAAGGGAAGUUGUUGAUUGGUGGGUUGUUGUCGAGAGCAUUUUAAAAGAUUCAUUCCUGUCAAAUGCGUUAUGGACAAUCUCCUCCAACCACCGAGUAUGUUGUGACAGUAGAAAUUCUGGGAUGUUUCCGUGAGCUGGGCAAACGGGAAGUAUUCCUAGCUGGAAUAAGUGCGUUUUGAAGCUUGAGAAAUGGCUGAGCUUUUCCUGUAGCGAAGACGGUUCUGUGGACGGGAAGCUGUCGGGAAGGCGCUGUUCAGUUUAAAACAACGCAGUUGGAGGAAGCAGGGUUUUUAAGCAAUCUAUAGGAAAGAAGAGACAGAACGUUCAAUCAUUUGAAACAGUUCAACUACACACCCAAUUCAUGACUAAACAUCUGCCUCAGUGCCAUUUUCUCGUACUGUCAGAUAUCAAUCGAUCCUUUAGGGAGCUCCAAUUUCUACUCGAGUUCCAAGGAUGCAUUAAAGAGCCACAGUGCAGGAGCCUUGAAGGAGACAUUUCAGACUCGGAUCAUGCUUUCCUUGCAUAAGGGCUGUCUGGUUGUCCUCGUGUUGGUGAUUUGUAGUACUCUGUACAUGUACUACAGAUACUAUUGGUCCGUUAACGACGACAUGUUGAAACUAUCUCGGGUAACAGAUAAACCUGAUGCCGUGAUUCCCAACAAAGUAUUCAAAGCUGGCAUUAUGUUUUUGGAAUCAACUGACAAUUUAAAGCUGAUGCCAUUGGCGAUGUGUUCAGUGGAGUCUGCUGCUCGUCUAAACCCAGACAAACAGAUCUAUUACUUCAUGAAGGGGUUCAGUGGCAACUUGAGCCAGUAUCCAGAGACUGAGUACAGAGGCAUCCAUUUACUUUCUAAGAUGAAGAAUAUCGUCAUUCUACCUCUGAAACCCAUUGAGCUAUUUAAAGACACUCCAUUGGAAAGCUGGUAUCAAAAGGUAAAUCCAGAAAGAGAGAAGUAUUGGGCCCAUGUGCUUGCUGAUGGCUGCAGGUUAGCACUGCUCUGGAAAUACGGGGGCAUCUACCUGGAUACAGACAUAAUCUCAUUAAGGUCUUUGCUGUUUGAUAACUUCACAUGCUUAGAGAGCACAGGAUAUUAUAAUAAUGCGGCAUUGGGUUUCCAUCAGAAAAACCAUGAUUUUAUAUGGAAUUGUUUUAACGAUUUUGUGGCCAAUUACGAUGGAGAUCUUUGGGGUCAACAAGGUCCACGACUGAUAACUCGGGUGCUGAAGAGAUGGUGCAACACUGAUGACCUAAUUGCCGCCGCUGGCAGUACAUGCAAUGGCAUCUCUUUAUUGAACUUGAGUCGAUUCUACCCAGUACCAUAUUCAAGCUGGGAGAAAUUCUAUGCUCCCUGGAAAAAGGAGGAUAUAGAGCAUACUUUCUCAGCUACAUAUGGAGUACACAUUUGGAACUUUAUGAAUUCUGACAAAAAAAGAAAAGUGGUUGCUGGAAGUGGGUCAUUAAUAGAAUACUUUUUUCGGAUGCAUUGUCCAACUGCAAACAAACUUAAUUCAUUAAAGAAAUAGUUUGGAUAAUUUCUUGUCUGAGAUUGUAUCUAAUUAAAUAGUCAUGGGAUGAAGUGGGCACAGGAGAAAAGAGUUUAUCUGAUAAACCUCCAUUCUCCAAGUGAUCUGUUAAAGAAAAAAAUUUUUGAACCACUUAAACACCAAUAUGACUACUUGCUUCCUGUAAGUCCCAGCAGCAUGUUGUUGGGUUUCUUUUGCAAUGUUGUCAUUUCGUACAGACUCGCCCUUACGUAGGGCACUGAUGUAGGUUUAAUACUGAAAGCUGCAGUUAAAAUAUAACAAAAUCGCAAAGCCUUGUGAUUUCCCUCAGAUCUGUACCGGCAAUUAAUAAGGUUCUCAGAUGAUCUUAUUGUUACCUGACUGCCAAAAUCCUGAACUUUCCUAAAUCAAAGUCUGGCUCUGCCUUUAAUAGCCCAACUGCAUCUCUCAGGAACAGAGAAUUCUGGCUUCUGCUCUCUGAGGCUUCCAUGGUAAUCCCAUAUCAUGAAAUUACACUAUUUAUCUCCCUCCAUCUGGUUCAAUAUUUUCCACCAGAAGAAUAUUCUCAGUAUUGUAUUCAUUUCAGUUCUCUACAUCGCAGGAAGGAUGUCGAGGCUUUAGGGAGGGUACAGAAGAGGUUUGCCAGGAUGCUGCCUGUGUUGGAGGGAAUUUGCUAUAAGGAGAGGUUGGACAAACUUCUAUUUUUUGGGUUGGUUGAGAUUGAGGCAAGAUCUAACGGAGGCUAUAAGAGGCGUAGAUAGAGAGCAAGUGUCUUUUUCCCAGGGUUGAAUUAUCUAAUACCAGAGACUGUGUAUUUAAGGUGAAAUUAGUAAUUUUUACAGAGUUUAGAAUAUGUUGCCUGGGGUGGAGUCAGAGGCAAAUACAAUAGGGGCCCUUGGAUACAAAUGGAUACAGCUCCUAUGCUUCCAGUUUCUGGAAGGACCGCCAGUAUCCUGAAGAAAUACUGGAUUAAUACCAUCCACAAACCCAUGAGGAAGCUCAAAUCACAGCUUAUAUGCGUCAGAGGACAUGUGAUUCAGGUUGGCUGGCAUUUACAGGAUUCAUUGUGUAUAUUGGCCAGAUGGUAUGCAUGGAGUAAAUCCACAUCAGGUAGCACCUAGAAGGAGUAUCCAUUUGGGUUACCUGGAGAAAUUGGUGGCAGCAGAGCACUGCAUUUGCAGUGGCUAUAGGAUUGACUUUGGCACAAAACUACUGUCCCGUGCCAAUGGCUUUUGAGACUGCCUGGUAAAGGAAGCCAUUGAAAUAAAAUGGGAGGAAAGAAAUUUUAACCAAGACGAAGGUCACGCUCUAAGAACAGGAAUUCAGUUGUAAACCAGAUGGGGAGUAGAAACCUGAUUGGAUGAUAACUAACCAAUCAGGAGGGACAGACUACGGGGUAUAAGUACCACUGGACUAGUCACGCCUGAUGAAGAUGACGAGAGUUUGUCAUCAAAACAUCAGUUAUAAUGGAUACCUGUACCUGGCUGGAAGCCCGAGAAGAGUUUGUUGGCUAUUCAUAAAUUGGUUUAUUUAUAUCUAAGGAAUUUUCUGUUAGCUGGAUUAAAAAAGGUGAUGGAUUCAAGAGCCUUUAGCUCUUCACUUAAUUUGCUUUGCAUUUGUAUGUUUGUUUAAACUUUAAAAUAAACGAUCAUUAAAAAUUAA